AUGGCGGGGCCGCUGCCCCGCUGGGCGCCCUGGCUCUGCCUGCAGCUCCUGGGCGCCGCCGCCUUCAACCUGGACGUGGCCAACACCCUGCUCAAGGACGGCGACAAGGGCAGCCUCUUCGGCUUCUCCGUGGCGCUGCACCGGCAGCUCCGGCCCGAGCCCGCCAGCUGGUUGCUGGUUGGAGCCCCGCAGGCGCCUGCUCUGCCCAGCCAAGGCGCCAACCGCACGGGCGGCCUCUACGCCUGCCCGCUGAGCCACGAGGUCUCCGACUGCUGGCGAGUGCCCAUCGAUGACGGAGUGGAUCUGCAGCGGGAGAGCAAGGAGAACCAGUGGCUGGGGGUGAGCGUGAAGAGCCAGGGCCCCGGCGGUAAGAUCGUGACCUGCGCCCACCUCUACGAGACGCGGAACCGCGUGCGGCAGCCGCUGGAGACGCGCGACGUCAUCGGGCGCUGCUACGUGCUGAGCCAGGACCUGCAUGUGCGCGACGAGCUCGACGGCGGCGAGUGGAAGUUCUGCGAGGGGCGGCCGCAGGGCCACGACCGCUUCGGCUUCUGCCAGCAGGGCCUGGCAGCCGGUUUCACCGCCGACAGCCACUACAUCCUCUUUGGGGCUCCCGGCACCUACAACUGGAAAGGGAACGUGCGCGUGGAGCUGUUCAACCACAGCUCCCUGGACCUGGUCCAUUACGACGAUGGCCCCUAUGAAGCCGGGGGCGAGAAGGACCAGGACCCUUCGCUCAUCCCCGUGCCGGCCAACAGCUACUUGGGUAUUUUGUUUGUGACAAACAUUGAUAGCUCAGACCCCGACCAGCUCGUGUACAAAAGCCCCGACCCCAGCGAGAAGGUGCCCAGCGCGGCCGGCGACGUGGCCCCCAAUAGUUACUUAGGCUUCUCGGUGGACUCGGGCCGGGGCCUGACGCGGCGGCACGAGCUGAGCUUCGUGACGGGGGCACCGCGCGCCAACCACACGGGUGCCGUGGUCAUCCUGCGCCGGGACAGCGCCCAGCGCCUCGUGCCCGAGGCCGUGCUGCCCGGCGAGCAGCUCACCUCUGCCUUCGGCUACGCCCUGGCCGUGCUCGACCUCAACGGCGACGGCUGGAUGGACCUGGCCGUGGGCGCCCCCCACUUCUUCGAGCGCCAUGAGGAGAUCGGGGGGGCUGCCUACAUCUACAUCAACCCGGGGGGGCGCUGGGCGGCCGCCACCCCCCUGCGCCUCAACGGCACCUACGGCUCCAUGUUCGGCAUCGCGCUCAGCGCCGCCGGCGACCUCGACCAGGACGGCUUCAGUGACCUGGCUGUGGGGGCCCCCUUCGACGGUGCUGGCAAAGUCUACAUCUAUCACGGCAGCAAGCUGGGCAUCGUGGCCAAGCCGGCACAGGUCCUGGACGGGGAGGCCGUGGGGGUGCCGGCCUUCGGCUACGCCAUCGCGGGGGGGCUGGACGUGGAUGACAACCUCUACCCUGACCUGCUCGUCGGCUCCCUCUCCGACACCGUGGUUCUGUUCCGUGCCCGGCCCGUUGUCCACGUCUCGCACAACGUAACCCUGACGCCUCCCGCCAUCGACCUGGAGCAGAGCAACUGCCGCCACCACGAGGGCGUCUGCGUGGACGUCAGCACCUGCUUCAGCUACACGGCCAGCGCUGCCGGCUACAGCCCGCGGCUCACGCUCGAAUACGUCCUGGACGUGGACACGGAGCGGCGCCGCCGCGGCCAAGCGCCGCGCGCCGCCUUUCUGCACCGCCGGCCCGCGGACCCCGAGCACCAGCUCUCGGGGACGGUGGAGCUGCCGCGACCGGGCGCCCGCGCCUGCGCCCAGGCCACCUUCCAGCUCCAGGACGGUGUGCGGGACAAGCUGCGCCCCAUCGGCGUCACGCUGGCCUACGGCAUCCAGCAGGCGCGGGCGCUGCGGCGGGCGGCCCGCGCGGCGCUGCCGCCGCUGCCACCCGUGCUGGGUGCCCAGCAGCGCCGCAGCCAGCGCAGCGAGGUGCACUUCCUCAAGCAGGGCUGCGGCGACGACAAGGUCUGCCAGAGCAACCUGCGGCUGCGGGCGCAGUUCUGCUCCCGCCUGGGCGACGCCGACUUCCUGCCACUGCCCAAGGACGCCGACGGCACCGCCACCUUUGCCAUGAGCGACCAGAAGGACGUGGCCCUGGAGAUCCACGUCACCAACCUGCCCUCGGACCCCGCGGCGCCGCAGCGGGACGGUGACGAUGCCCACGAGGCCCUGCUGACGGCCACCUUCCCCGAGGAGCUGCCCUACUCCGCCGUGCGCCCCUACGACGCCCGCGCGCCCACGGACAAGCCGCUGCUCUGCGUGGCCAACGCCAACGGCUCCCAGGUGCAGUGCGAGCUGGGCAACCCGCUGCCGCGUGGCACCCAGGUCCGUUUCUACCUCAUCCUCAGCACGCUGGGCAUCACCCUGCAGACGCAGGACCUGGCUGUGGAGCUGGCCCUGUCCACGAUCAGCGAGCAGCCGGGACUGGUGCCGGUGGUGGCCCGGGCGCGGGUUGUCAUCGAGCUGCCGCUCUCGGUGACGGGGGUGGCGGUGCCGCCCCGGCUCUUCUUCAGCGGGACGGUGCGGGGCGAGAGCGCCAUGCGGCGCGAGAGCCAGGUGGGCAGCGCCGUGCGCUACGAGGUCACGGUCUCCAACCGGGGGCAGUCGCUGAAGACGCUGGGCUCGGCCUUCCUCACGCUGCUGUGGCCGCACGAGCUGCGCAGCGGCAAGUGGCUGCUCUACCCGCUGCAGCUGGAGCUGCUGGCGCCGCCCGCGGCCCCGGCCGCCUGCAGCCCCGCGGCCAACCCGCUGCGCCUGGCCCUGGAGUCUCCAGGGGAGGCCAAUCCCAGCGAGGCUCCGGCCUCGGGUUCCUGGUGGCUGCCGGCAGCAGCCGAGCGGCGCAAAAACAUCACGCUGGACUGCGCGCAGGGCACCGCCAGCUGCCUGGCGUUCCGGUGCCCGCUGCACAGCUUCGAGCGCGCGGCGGUGCUGCGGGCGCGCGGGCGCCUCUGGAACAGCACCUUCCUGGAGGAGUUCCUGGCCGUGACCUCCGUGGAGCUCGUUGUGAGGGCCAGCGUGUCCGUCACCUCCGCUGUCACCAACCUGGUGCUCAAGGACGCCUCCACGCAGAUCCCCGUCUCCGUGUACCUGGACCCCGGCGCCGCGGUGGCAGGGGGGGUGCCCUGGUGGGUCAUUGUCCUGGCUGUCCUGGCCGGCGUCCUCGUCCUGGCCCUGCUCGUCUUCGUCCUCUGGAAGCUCGGCUUCUUCCGCCGCGCGCGGCCGCCGCCGGCGCUGCCGCAGCACCGCGCCGUGAGGAUCCCGCGCGCCCGCCGCCCCGGGCCCGGCCCCGUCCAGCUGCGGCCUCGCGUGCCCGCUGCCCGCCUCGCCGCCAGCCCCGCAUAG
Nothoprocta perdicaria is the source of this 3396-nucleotide messenger RNA. It is a transcript of the gene ITGA7, whose product is annotated as integrin subunit alpha 7. Gene Ontology annotation, cellular component: integrin complex; external side of plasma membrane. Gene Ontology annotation, molecular function: integrin binding. NCBI's taxonomy places the organism in Eukaryota, Metazoa, Chordata, Aves, Tinamiformes, Tinamidae. The transcript has 26 exons. Bases 1 to 3396 code for a protein of 1131 amino acids. The record is from RefSeq and is a predicted model, not a curated record. Gene Ontology annotation, biological process: cell-cell adhesion; cell-matrix adhesion; leukocyte migration.